UUCAGACAGCCUGCCAGCCGCCAGGUGAUCCACGGGCUGGGCUCCGCUUCUGCUGUCCCCUGCGAUCCAACUCCCCAAUGGCAGCGGCCGCCAGCCCCGCGUUCCUUCUACGCCUCCCGCUUCUGCUCCUGCUGUCUGGGUGGUGCAGGACGGGGCUGGCCGACCCUCACUCUCUUUGCUAUGACAUCACCAUCAUCCCUAAGUUCAGACCUGGACCGUGGUGGUGUGCGGUUCGAGGGCAGUUGGAUAAAAAGACUUUUCUUCAGUAUGACUGUGGCAACAAGACAGUCACACCCAUCAGUCCCCUGGGGAAGAAACUAAAUGUCACCAAGGCCUGGAAAGCACAGAACCCAGUACUGAGAGAGGUGGUGGACAUGCUCACAGAGCAACUGCUUGACAUUCAGCUGGAGAAUUACACACCCAGGGAACCCCUCACCCUGCAGGCCAGGAUGUCUUGUGAGCAGAAAGCCAACGGACACAGCGGUGGAUCUUGGCAGUUCAGUUUCGAUGGACAGGUCUUCCUCCUCUUUGACUCAGAGAACAGAAUGUGGACAACGGUUCAUCCUGGAGCCAGAAAGAUGAAAGAAAGGUGGGAGAAUGACAAGGAUGUGACCAUGCCCUUCCAUUACAUCUCAAUGGGAGACUGCACAGGAUGGCUUGAGGACUUCUUGGUGGGCAUGGACAGCACCCUGGAGCCAAGUGCAGGAGCACCACCCGCCGUGUCCUCAGGCGCAGCCCAACCCAGGGCCACGGCCACCCCCCUCAUCCUUUGCUGCCUCCUCAUCAUGUGUCUCCUCAUGUGCCCCAGGCAGUCUGACCCAAAGCCAUGGCCACCACCCUCAGUCCCUGCAGCCUCCUCCUCAUCCUCCCCUGCUUCAUCCUACCUGGCUGCUGAGGAGAGUCCUCUGGAAUGACAGCUACCAAAUAGGGAAGCGCCCCUUGUCCAGUGGACACGUGACUCGAGUGACGUUACCUGUCAUUGGAGACGACUCACACUCCUUACCCUUCCCUCCUGCCUUGUAUACAAUAAAUAACAGCGCAGCCAGGCAUUCGGGGCCACUACAGGUCUCCACACCUUGGUGGUCCCCUGGGCCCAGCUGUCUUUUCUUC
This is a messenger RNA of Pongo pygmaeus (Bornean orangutan), 1110 nucleotides long. RefSeq names its product UL16-binding protein 2-like. NCBI's taxonomy places the organism in Eukaryota, Metazoa, Chordata, Mammalia, Primates, Hominidae. The transcript is spliced from 5 exons. Gene Ontology annotation, cellular component: external side of plasma membrane. The record is from RefSeq and is a predicted model, not a curated record. Bases 78 to 914 code for a protein of 278 amino acids. Gene Ontology annotation, biological process: immune response; antigen processing and presentation of endogenous peptide antigen via MHC class Ib; antigen processing and presentation of endogenous peptide antigen via MHC class I via ER pathway, TAP-independent.